Messenger RNA from Olea europaea var. sylvestris, 646 nucleotides. Its product is annotated as probable inactive receptor kinase At3g08680. The annotation marks the transcript as partial. Lineage: Eukaryota; Viridiplantae; Streptophyta; Magnoliopsida; Lamiales; Oleaceae. The transcript has 4 exons. The record is from RefSeq and is a predicted model, not a curated record. Gene Ontology annotation, molecular function: protein binding.
AUGAGUGUUCGCCCUUGGUCUACGCGGAUCAGGGCCCAGCUAACGCGUGAAACACUCCGCCUGGGGAUGAAACACUGGUUGGUUGAAUUAAAUUCAUUACUGCGACCAUCACGUGCUACUCCCUCUCAUCUUCAUGCUACUCUCCAUUGUCUUGGUAUGGCUCCAACUCCUUUGACAACUAAGGCUCCUCUCCUUGUUCCUUGGUAUCGUCCCCCUUGUGAUAUUCUUAAAUUUAACAUUGAUGGUGCUAGAUGUGGCAAUCCUGGUAGAGCUGGCUAUGGUGGGGCAACUUUAGUUUUGUUUUCGGCAAGACACAUUUCAGGAAUUGUUGUGAAUAUUGGUUUCCAUCAAACUUCUGUUGUACCAAUAAAGAUUUUUGAGAUUAUACAGAAAAGGAGGCUUCAUGUUAAUACUUUAUCUGAUUCUCUUCCUGAUCCUGCAUUACCAGAUGCUAUCUGCAAGGAUUUGCAUUUUAUUUAUUUGGGACAAAAUACGUUUUCUGGGAAUUUUCCAGAGUUCAUUACUAGGUUUCAUGGGUUUAAAGAGCUUGAUCUUGGGAAUAAUAUGUUUUCUGGUCCAAUACCAGAGAGUAUUACUGGGCUAAAAUUGGAAAAACUGAAUCUUUCACACAACAAUUUUAGUGGGG